AUGGCCAACGGCCGCAAUCCGAGCUCGAACCGAUUCUUCAGAGGCAGCCGCCUCCAGUCUCGCCCUUUUUACGUUACGAUCCUGAUCCUUUCGAUCCUCACGGCAUACUCUUUCCUAUCGCACACGACUGCCGCGCGUUACGCCUCCCGCAGCGACACGACCCCCGCCGAAACUCUGCUCUUCAAGCGCAGCUCCUCGCCGCUCGAAGCCCCCGAAUGCAACGACGUCCACGAUGCUCAGGAUAAAUGCGCCUUUGUCAGGCAGUAUUGCGCCGACGACGAUGCCGGCCUCAUCCAUUACCUCGACCUCUACUACUGCGCCUUCGCCGAUAUCCAACCCAUCGCAUUCAGCUUGCUCGUGAUAUGGCUGGGUCUUCUCUUCACCACCAUUGGCAUAGCUGCGAGCGACUUUUUCAGCGUCAAUUUGAGCACAAUUGCAACAAUUCUUGGCCUGAGCGAGAGUCUAGCUGGAGUCACUUUCCUCGCUUUUGGAAAUGGUUCCCCAGAUGUUUUCAGCACAUUUGCUGCCAUGGGCUCCAACAGCGCCAGCAUGGCCGUUGGCGAGCUUAUUGGCGCCGCCAGCUUCAUCACUGGUGUUGUCGCAGGCUCCAUGGCACUUGUCAGGGAGUUUCGCGUCGAUCGUAAGACGUACGCUCGCGACAUUUGCUUCUUUAUCCUUGCAGUUAUCUUUACGACCAUCUUUCUGGCCGACGGCCAUCUGCACUUGUGGGAGUGCUGGCUCAUGAUCGGCUACUAUACCAUCUACGUGAUCACUGUUGUGACCUGGCAUUGGUACUCAACCAGGCGGAAGCGGAGGCAGCGCAGAGAGGGGGAGGCGCGCAGUCACGUCUACGGGCCCAUUGGGCACUCUGGAGAUGAAUUGGCUGGCGAGCCGUACCGGGACGACCCUGAUGAGGUUGGGUCCGGCCCAGGCGCCUCGAGUUCUGCUCCGCUUGACAUUUCAGUUCUUGAAGCUGGACCUAGGAUUGAGAUCGAGGGUCAGGAACCAGAGUCAAGUGAUACGUCCAGCGAGGACCAUGAUCGAAUGGUCGCCGCUGAGGUCGCCAGCAGCAUGCGAGUUCUUCGGGGCAGACCUGGUAGGAGGCAUACUUUGACUCCUAUCAGACCCAGUCUAGUUGGUGCGCUCGAGUUCCGGUCGGCCCUCGCCCAGCUGCAGCGCGAGGGCAACCUGCAGCUGGCGCCCAUUCCAGAGAGAAGCUCAUCUGAUCAUCAUGUCCACCACAGGCGGAGGGUGACUACGACGACGAUGCCGGACUCCCGCUCUGAUGGUCUGCUCGCUACCGCGCGCGCCGACCAUGAACUAAGGAGAAACAGAGCCCUCUCCUCAGGGGACCAGCCGGUUGGGCCUUUAAUCGAUCAUGACUUGCUGAUGCCCAGCAGCCGAGAUUCAGGCGACGGCAACCUGUCUGUCCCUCCGUCGAACGCCAGCGGAACGCGAUCACCAAGCCCGAGUCCGUCUUAUACCGUCGGAGGCAACUUGGCUCCCCCCCCUGUCGGCCCGAGCGGGACUACUGAUGAUGCUCCAACUGAGGAUCACCAGAACAAAUUGCUCGCUCCUCAGCUCGAGUUGCAGAUUCCCAGUCGUCGCAGCAGCUACAGUGAUAGAUCUUCACCAGUCAGCCCUUUCCCCAUGUACACGGACUCACCCGCCCUGCUCACGCCCAACUACCAAGCUGAGCCCACCGAGUUCUUGUCACCAGGAGCUGUCUCACCCGGCACCACGCCUUCAAAUGCGGUAAGCCGUGAAACACCGUUUGCAGAUCUGCAGCGGACGGCGGUAUCGCCGAGUCGUCCUGUGAGAUGGUGGCCAUAUGCUGUGCUGCCACCUCCGCAUAUCCUCUUGGCAACUUUAUUUCCCACGUUGCAGGGAUGGAGUGAGAAGACGGCCUGGGACAAGUUCGUCAGCGCCAUUUCUGUGCCCAGCAUCUUCCUUUUGGUCACGACUCUACCUGUUGUCGACUCUGAGACGACUGACGACGACUUGUCCAUUCUGGACACGCUCCUUGACCACAGUGUUCACCACCACGAUCAUAACCCAAGCUUUGGGCAUAUGGCUCCGCCCGUGUCUAUAGAACACGCGGCGAUAGAGCCAGAGUCGGAGUGGGAGCGCUACCGUAGACAUACCCUCCACAGUCGCGGGAACAGCUACAUCGCCUCUUCUGCCACCACUCCGUUCACACACGCCGAAGAAGGAGAAGCUGUGGAAGAUUCGAAUUUCUCACUGGGUCCUCCGGCCAUCGUGACAAAGCCAGCCUCCGAUUUUCCAUCCUCCAGCAGUGUCAAGAAUGACUGCACGGGUUGGAACCGAUGGCUCGUGGCGCUCCAGCUCUUCACCGGACCCCAAUUCGCUGUUUUCGUCCUUUGGGCUAAUAUGUUGGAGGACUGGGAAAAUCCUCACAAGGUUCUGGUCCGAAUGGUGAUGUACUCGCUCCUGGCCUCGCUUGUCCUGCUAGGUAUUCUUGUCCUCUUUACGACGGAGGAGAGACGCCCAAAGUAUCAUUAUAUGCUGUGCUUCAUGGGAUUCAUCAUCAGCAUAGCCUGGAUAUCGACCAUUGCAGGUGAAGUCGUGGGGGUCCUGAAAACAGUUGGCGUCAUCCUCAACAUCUCGGAAGCUCUGUUGGGACUUACAAUUUUUGCUGCUGGAAACAGUGUUGGAGAUUUAGUCGCCGACAUCACAGUGGCGAGGCUUGGAUACCCCGUCAUGGCCUUGUCUGCCUGCUUUGGAGGACCCAUGCUGAACAUUCUCCUGGGUAUCGGCAUCGGCGGCGCCAUGAUGAUGAUUCAAAAGGCAAACAAGAAGCACCGCAAGGAUCCCAGUCAUCCCAUCAAAUACAAGCCUUAUCGCAUCCAGGUCGGCGGGACUCUGAUGAUCUCAGCCAUCACACUCCUGGUGAUGCUUGUGGGCUUGCUGAUUGUGGUGCCGAUGAACAAGUGGAUUCUGAGUCGAAAGAUUGGAUGGGGACUGAUUGCUCUCUGGGCAGUGAGCACGAUUGUGAAUGUGGUUGUUGAAUUGACUGGUGUAUGGGGAGAGAUGUAA
Molecule: messenger RNA, 3057 nt
Organism: Fusarium vanettenii 77-13-4
Lineage: Eukaryota; Fungi; Ascomycota; Sordariomycetes; Hypocreales; Nectriaceae
Exons: 2
Coding region: 1-3057 (1018 amino acids)
Biological process (GO): monoatomic cation transport; transmembrane transport; intracellular calcium ion homeostasis
Cellular component (GO): membrane
Molecular function (GO): monoatomic cation transmembrane transporter activity
Source: RefSeq, a predicted model, not a curated record